AGAGCUGGCCUAGGUGCUCUGACCACAGCUGUGCGCAGAGAAGGCUCCAAGCCGGCAGGGGAGCCAGCAUGGUGGAGUUCGCACCCCUGUCCGUGCCAUGGGAGCGCAGGCUGCAGACCCUUGCGGUUCUGCAGUGGGUCUUCUCCUUCUUGGCCCUGGCCCAAAUCUGCACUGCGGUCUUCAUAGGCCUCCUGUUCACAAGAUUCUGGUUAUUCAGUAUUCUGUAUGCAACCUGGUGGUACCUGGACCGAGACAAGCCAUGGCAAGGGGGCAGGCGCAUCCCGGCCUUAAGGCGCUGGGUCAUGUGGAAGUACAUGAGGGACUAUUUCCCCAUCUCGCUGGUCAAGACCGCUGAGCUGGACCCGUCCCGGAACUACCUCGCUGGCUUCCACCCCCACGGAGUCCUGGCCACGGGAGCCUUUGUCAACCUGUGCACCGAGAGCACAGACUUCUCUUCGCUCUUCCCGGGCAUCCGCCCCCAUCUGAUGAUGCUGACCAUGUGGUUCCGGGUCCCCUUCCUCAGGGACUACAUCAUGUCAGGGGGGCUGGUGGCAUCGGACAAGGAGAGUGGUGCUCACAUUCUGAACAGGAAGGACGGGGGCAAUCUGCUGGCCAUCAUUGUAGGGGGUUCCCAGGAGGCUCUGAACGCCAGGCCUGGAGCCUACACGCUGUUGCUGCGGAAACGCAAGGGCUUCAUCAGGCUCGCCCUGAUGCAUGGGGUAGAUCUGGUGCCAAUCUUCUCCUUUGGAGAAAAUGACCUAUUUGACCAAGUUGAAAACCGUCCUGGCUCCUGGUUGCGCUGUAUCCAGAACCGGCUGCAGAAGAUCAUGGGUAUCUCCCUCCCACUCUUCCACGGCCGUGGGGUCUUCCAGUACAGCUUUGGUCUUAUACCCUACCGCCGGCCCAUCACCACCGUGGUGGGGAAGCCCAUCGAGGUGCAGAGGAUACUGCAUCCCUCACAGGAGGAGGUGGACAGGCUGCACCAGCGCUACCUCCGGGAGCUGGGUGACCUCUUUGAGGCCCACAAGCUCAAGCACAACAUCCCCAUGGACCAACACUUGGAAUUCUACUGAGUGCCUCCCUGGAGGAGGACGGCUGGCAUUAGGGAACCCAGCAGGAGGUGAACAGAGAGGGUUUCCUGCAGGCGUCCAUUGAACAUAUGUCCAGAGUCUCCCCAGCCUUCUCCAAAUCCAACCUGUGCCGGGCCCCAAGUCACAGCUGGCCACGUGGGAGGGGAGACCAGACUCUGGCAUUGGCGAUUUGCACUCCUGCUGUGAAACUUCUGCAAGCCUCCCUCUCCUGGUCUACUCUUCUGUGAACCCCGAGAGAUGGCCGGAAGAGAAUGAUUUCAGAGAUCUCCGUCCUCUGUUGCAGUUUCACUCAAUGGGCUGGGAAAAGAGAGCAGCAACGAGCGACCAGGCUUUUCUUCCUGUGCCUUGAGUGACAGCACAAAAGAAGCCAUCAGCUCCAGCCCCUUUUCCUACAGGCUCCCGCAUCCUGCAUCCGGGGUGUCCCAACUCCUCCCUCCCCAAGCCGGAGAGGAAGGGGCGGCUGUGAGGCCGCUGCACUUACCCUGAGUACCUUCGCAUUUCUGGGUCCUCUGAGCUGUGGAGUGGCAGCCCAGGAGUCUGGAAGAACUGUGCUGUCACUGGCUGUGUGACCCUGGGCAGGCUACUUCGCCUCAGUAUCCUCUACCCUCUGAGCCUCCAUUUUGCUGACUAAGAUGACCUCUGAGCCUCAACUCUGACAUCACGUAGGCCUAGAGCUCUGUGAGACACCUCUUACUGAUCCUUUGUAAUUUCAGCCCCUGACCUUGGCACAAGAAGGGGAGCUCCAUAAAUGUCAGUUCAAUAAAUGAAAGGAUUUUA
This is a messenger RNA of Manis pentadactyla (Chinese pangolin), 1868 nucleotides long. It is a transcript of the gene MOGAT2, whose product is annotated as monoacylglycerol O-acyltransferase 2. Bases 69 to 1073 code for a protein of 334 amino acids. Gene Ontology annotation, molecular function: 2-acylglycerol O-acyltransferase activity; diacylglycerol O-acyltransferase activity. Gene Ontology annotation, cellular component: endoplasmic reticulum membrane. The record is from RefSeq and is a predicted model, not a curated record. Lineage: Eukaryota; Metazoa; Chordata; Mammalia; Pholidota; Manidae. Gene Ontology annotation, biological process: diacylglycerol biosynthetic process; triglyceride biosynthetic process. The transcript is spliced from 6 exons.